This is a messenger RNA of Lucilia cuprina (Australian sheep blowfly), 1108 nucleotides long. RefSeq lists its product as uncharacterized. Lineage: Eukaryota; Metazoa; Arthropoda; Insecta; Diptera; Calliphoridae. The record is from RefSeq and is a predicted model, not a curated record. Gene Ontology annotation, molecular function: acyltransferase activity, transferring groups other than amino-acyl groups. Bases 40 to 942 code for a protein of 300 amino acids. The transcript is spliced from 4 exons.
AGUCUCAUAUAGGUUUUCAAUAUAAUCACAUCGUUUAAAAUGUCAUUGGAUACGGAAUCAAAUCUGGAUAUUUUGGUAGAAUAUAAUAAAGAUACUUUAAAAUCUUUGUUAAAUCUUCUAAAGAAUGAAUUACCUCAUAAAAUACGACAAUAUAAUUUCUUAUUAAGUUAUUUGUAUCAUUACGAUAUUUUGAAUCAAAAUCGUAAUAAUUUAAUUUCGGAUCGUUGGAAUGUUAGAUUUUAUGGUCAUCGUUAUGGAAAACUGGAAAAUUGUACGAUUGUUACCAUUAAUGGAAGUAAGGAUUUUGUUAUAACUGCAUUUACUUUGGAAAAAUCUAGAACGGAACUAAAAGAGUGUCUUCGGAAAACUAAAUUAAUUAAUUGGGAAACUAAAAGUCUUAACAUAAUGUGCGAUGAAUCUGUAUUUAAGGCAGUCAAUGAAGUGGUGUGUGAAAAGGACACAAAUUGGACAUAUCUGCCUUUGGAAAAUGUACUGCAUAUAAGUAAAGAGAAAAUAAGACAAUUAUCAACUGAUAGUAACUUACCAGAAGAUUUAUACUUGGGCCCCUUGGAUCCCGAAAAACAUGCAAAAAUCAUGGAUGAUCAUUGGGAUUAUAAAGCGGAAAAUUCAUUGCAAUUAAUUCGUCAGUCCAUAGAGUUAAAUGGUGGCAUUGGCAUAUUUCGCCACGGUGUUGAGCAACCAAUAUGUUGGAUAUCUACAAAUGAAUUUCUUACUCCAGGUUUCCUACAUACUCUGGCGGCGGAACGAAAAAAAGGCUAUGCUGCUUUAAUUAUGAAAAUGGAAUUGAAACGUUUAUUAUCGAUCCAUAAUACCGAUUUAUUUUCAUUUGUUUGUAUUGAAAAUAUACCUUCAUUAAAACUGCACUACAAAUUGGGUUUUGAAACUGUUAAUAGAGUGACGUGGAUACAGAAAUGUAAUUAAACGAUUAUAAAAUAUAAGGUUUAAAGAGUUUUAAAAAUAUAUAAUUUAAAUUUUUAUAUGUUAGGAAGCUCUAAUGUAAUUGAGAAAUAUAAAACGCCAGAGAUCAAAUACACUAAAUAAGUUUAUGGAAAAAUUACAAAUAUAUUUAGAUUUUUUUAAUUAAUUA